This is a messenger RNA of Klebsormidium nitens, 2172 nucleotides long. The record is from the annotation of a GenBank genome assembly. Lineage: Eukaryota; Viridiplantae; Streptophyta; Klebsormidiophyceae; Klebsormidiales; Klebsormidiaceae.
AUGGCGGUCGGGAACAUGGACGAAGCAUACCGAGCGGUGAAGCUGAUUCGCAAUCCGGGAGUGUGGGCGAACAUGGCGUCGGUCUGCGUCAAGACGCGCCGCCUCGACGUCGCGGAGCACUGCCUGGGGAACAUGGGGCACGCGCGCGCGGCUCGCGCAGUGCGGGAGGCCAAGGAGAAGGAAAAGGUCAGGAGUCAAGAACGGAAGAUCAUCGGCGUGACCGCAAUCCAGAACGCGGUAUACAAAUCCAGUACAAGUUUCGAGUUUAGAAUCCGAUUCACGUCGGACGAGUGCUUGGACAGAACUUCUUUGAAGGAGCCAAGAAGAGAAAAGGAGGCUGACGCGCAAAUCGCGGCCGUCGCGCUGCACCUGGGACACGUGGAGGACGCUCACAAGCUCUACGUGGCGUGCGACCGGUGGGACCUGGCCAACCGGUUGCUCCAGUCGUGCGGCGACUGGAGCCGCGCUCUGGAAGUGGCCGGGAAACACGACCGGGUGCAUCUGCGCACGACGCACCACAGCUUUGCGCGGCACCUCGAGUUUCUGGGCGACCUGGACGGGGCGAUCAAGGCGUAUGAGGAGGCCGGAACGCACCGGCACGAAGUCCCGCGGCUGCUGGUAGAGGCUGGCCAGAUCGAAGAGCUGGAGGCUUACGUGGCGGCGAAGCAGGACAAGGAGCUGACGCAGUGGUGGGCCAAGUACUGCGAGAGCCACGGCAACCUGGACAAGGCGCUCGAGUGCUACCACUGGAGCGGUGACGUCCUCUCCCAAGUCCGCAUCCACUGCUUCCAAGGCGAGCUCGCGGCCGCGCGCGCGCUCGUCGACGCGACGGGCGAUCGCGCGGCCGCCUUCCACGUUGCGCGCCAGCUGGAGGCCCGGGGCGACGUUCCGGGCGCGAUCCGCUACUUCACCCGAGCGGAAAGCGUCAGCCGGGCGGCGCGGCUUGCACAGCGGAACGGAAUGGACGCGGAGCUGCUGUCGCUCGCGGCCGCGGGCACGCGCGCGCUCGCGCUGACGUCAGCGCGGUACUUUGAGGAGAAGGGGGCGUACGACAGCGCCGUACUACUGUACCAAAAGGGCGGAAACCUGAACCGCGCAAUCGACCUAUGCUUCAAGGGCCAGUUGUUCGACUCUCUGCGGACCAUUGCGGACAAUCUCAAGGAGGAUGCGGACCCAGCACUGCUAGCAAGGUGUGCGGACUUUUUCAUGGAGCACGAGCAGUACGAAAAGGCGGUGCAUUUACUUAUUGCCGGAAAGAGCUUCGAGCAGGCGAUCGACUUGUGCGCCUCGCAUGACGUCGUUAUCACUGAGAGCAUGGCCGACGGGAUGACUCCGCCGAAGGCUGAAGGCGGCGAGUCUGGCGGAUUCCGCUCCGCCCUGAUCCGGCGGAUCGCGGAAUGCUGCGAGGCGCAGGGCUCCUUCCACCUGGCGUGCAAGAAGUUCACGCAGGCGAAUGAGCGCGCGCGCGCGAUGGAGGCGCUGCUCAAGUCGGGGGACACCGAGAAGAUCAUCUUCUUCGCCAACGUAUCCAGGCAGCGCGAGCUGUACGUGCUGGCAGCCAACUAUCUGCAGAGCCUGGACUGGCACGCGGACGGCGAGGUGAUGAAGGCCAUCGUGCAGUUCUACACCAAGGCGGGCGCCGUCGAGAGCCUGGCCGCCUUCUACGACUCGUGCGCCAUCAUCGAGAUUGACGAGUACCGGGACUAUGAAAAGGCCUUGGGCGCGAUGCGCGAGUCGCUAAAGUACGCGAGCAAGUCGCGUGCGGCCGCGCGCGACGCGCUCGUUGCGGACCACACCGCGCGGAUCGCCCUCGUCGAGCAGUUCGUGCAGGCUCGCAAGCUGGUGGCAGAGGAUCCAAAGCAGACGGUGGCGCUCUGCAACCGGCUGCUGGAGCAGCUGCCGGCGACCGCGGCAGAGAGCGAGUGCGUCGUCCGGGCAGGUGACGUGUACGCGCUUCUCAUCGAGCUCUACUAUAGCCGGAACGAUUACCCAACGGCAUUCCAACUGCUGGAGCGGAUGCGCGAGCGCGGUAUCGUUCUCGCGCCGUUUCUCGAGCAGGCGAUGGUUGUGGAGAUACACCAGGCCGUUGGCGUCGAGAUGAGGGACACAGAACCUGACGAAGACUUCCGAGAAGAAGAGUUGGACGAGGACGUAAUCGAGGACGAGGAGUGA